AACAUGCUCUGAUCUCCCAACAAAAACCCACGAACCCUGCUAGGCUUACAGAGAGAAGAUGAAAGGAGGGAAAAGGAGAAAAACCUUGAAGUCCGUACAACCCCGGCAUUCCCCUCCACCACCAGCUUCUCCACUUCAGCCCUCUGCCUUUGCCACGACCGUCAGAGGUGGCGUCGAUAUGGUGGUGGGGAUGGCAAAAAAUCCUGAGGAAAGUGAAAGAUUUGAAGCUACUGAAGCUGCUUUUGAAGAUGUAGAAGGGAAAGGGGAAGAUUCUGAGCAGUUGGAAAAUUCGAACGAAGAACUCGAGGUGGAGGCAGAGAGGCGGAAGCUAGCUGAUGGGUACUAUCUGAUCGAAGCUGUGCGCAGUAAACGCAUUCGUAAGGGCCAAGUUCAGUAUCUGAUUAAAUGGCAAGGCUGGUCGGAGGCAGAAAAUACAUGGGAGCCUCUAGAUAAUCUACUGCAAUGUUCAGAUGUUAUUGAUGCAUUUGAAGAAAGUUUGAAAGCAGGGAAAAGUUGGUCAAUGCGUAAGAGAAAGCGCAGGUGCGGUAUAACUUUCACCAGUACCAAGAAAAACGAUCAACAGCAAUCACCUACGGCCGCAACUUACAAUGUGCCUUCACACAGGGUUAGGAUUAAAAAAGGUCCUAUACCCUUUCCUCAGAUAAAUGACUCUGGUGCUGCAAUUGACAAUGGAAAGACUCGUGUUAUUGUGAACCGUGUUGAAACGUCCAAGAAAGUAAAUGAAAAUGGUCUAGAACUGCUUUCGGAAGGAAGAAAUGAAAAAAGCGAGUUUGAUUUGAAGUUAUGUGAACUAAAGGGAGCUACGAUAACGAGUGAGUGUAAUAUGGACAGGCUUGCUGUGCCUUCUCAAGUAGGCCAAGUGACAAGAGGAGAUGCCUUUGCAAAUGGAUUGGAAAUUGCUGAUGUUGUAGAACCACCUCUGUCGAGUCAAUGCAUUGGAGCUAGAAAGAGGAAAUCUGGUUCUGUCAAGAGGUUCAAGAAUGGUCCAGGAUCGUACACGAUGGAUGUUGCACCGAAUGCAAAUGCAACAGGUACUUUGGCAGAACCAAGAGGUGUUCGAAGUCCUGAAUUUAUGGGGAUAAUCACGAAUUGCAAGAGUCAGCUUGAGGAUUCCAGAAAGCUGGGUACUACUAUUGCCCGGAUCAUCAAACCUAUAAGCUAUCAAAUUUCCAUAUCUAACAACUUUGAAGAGGUUUUAGUUGCCUUUGAUGCUGUGAGGCUUGAUGGUACUAAAGUGACGGUGGAUAACAAAUUUUUGAAAGCUAACAAUCCACUUCUGUGCAGCUGAUAGACUUUUAUGAGAAAAAUCUUCGUUACUGUUCCACAUGUUGAACGUGUUAGUGAAUAGAGGAUAGAAGAAGGGGCCUCAUCUUUGCGAUUCUCCAUGUUUUCAGUGUUAACAAUCUUUUCCAAAAGCUUAAACUAUUAGAGAUCACAUGUAAUCAUUUAAAUCUCUUCUUAAGACUAGAUUACAGUAUAUGUAUCUAGGUAUUUCACAGGGAAGAUGGCCAAUAGCGUUAAAGCUUUGAUGAUUCUCACAGUAAAACUUGUCUCUCUCUCUUGUUUGUCUGUUCGCAAACUUGAUUUGAUAGUACAUGCUUUCAUUGCAAGUAUUUUUUA
Olea europaea var. sylvestris is the source of this 1641-nucleotide messenger RNA. RefSeq names its product chromo domain protein LHP1-like. The coding region runs from base 59 to 1309 and encodes 416 amino acids. Gene Ontology annotation, biological process: heterochromatin formation. The record is from RefSeq and is a predicted model, not a curated record. Gene Ontology annotation, cellular component: nucleus. The transcript has 6 exons. Lineage: Eukaryota; Viridiplantae; Streptophyta; Magnoliopsida; Lamiales; Oleaceae.